AUGGAAUCAGUUCAAAGUGACAACCUAUUUAAAAUCAUUAAGCUAAAUGUGAUUGAAUUUGCUAGAAGUUCACAAGGUGGACCCACAGAAAGAACAUUCUGCAUUAAAUGCAGAUACUUGAAAUCUGAUAGACAAAUUAAGAAAAAGAGAACUAGAAUCAGAAAAAACUCAAAUUUAAUGAUCACUGACGAGAUGAUUCGUAUUGAUAAAACACUUGAAUACAUAGUUAAAUUACAAGAUAUUCAUUUCCUUCUAAUGUUUAUAGCAAUGAAUAUUGAAUCACCAACUGAAGAAUCUGCUUCAUCCUAUAUUCCUGGCCAAUCAGACAAUCUUCAGGAAGAAUUUCUGCACAAGCAAUAG
Molecule: messenger RNA, 360 nt
Organism: Funneliformis caledonium
Lineage: Eukaryota; Fungi; Glomeromycota; Glomeromycetes; Glomerales; Glomeraceae
Source: the annotation of a GenBank genome assembly